Paramecium sonneborni is the source of this 1130-nucleotide messenger RNA. The record is from the annotation of a GenBank genome assembly. Lineage: Eukaryota; Ciliophora; Oligohymenophorea; Peniculida; Parameciidae.
AAAUGAGAUAAAGUGUUGGAGUAAUGAGAAAUAAAACACAUUUACUAUUUAAAUAUAAAGAUGAAUAAAAAUAAUAAGCUAAUAGAUUCAAAAAAACUAAUGAUCUUCAUAUUUCAAGUUAAUAUUAAUUUAUAUCAAUCAUUAGAACCAAAUACAUUAUUGUUAGAAAACUCUGGUGAAUCUACUGCUAGCAAUUUCUCUAUUGAAAUGUAACCUCAUAAUAAAGGAUUACCAUCUGAAUGGGCUAGUCAAUAUGAAGAUUGUUUAGAUAAAAUAAAAUAAGUUUAAGAAAUUCGUAUAUUAUUAUAUACUAAUUUUUAUAGUUAAGGAACUUUAAGUUCUAGGAUCUAAAAGAUUGAAGAUGUAAUUUGGUGAUGCCACAGCUUUAGAGAAAUUGAUUUAUGAAAACAAUUAAAAGGCUACAUAAGUAUUAUUUAACUAAUUUAUAGAAAAUUAUGGAAUGUGAAAAAUAUACUGAAUUUAUUGCCAAUUAUAGAAGUGAUAACGAAACACCAAGUGAUUAGAGAAGUAUUUCUAUCAUCUUUAUUUAUAGUUCGUAUGAAUAUUAAUAGAGCAUUGGCUUAAUAAAUUUAAGAAUUAACUAAUGCUUUAAGAAAUCAAUAAAAAAGAAUGGUUACUAUGAUUAAAUAAAUUAAUAAAGAUGAUGGAGGUAUCUAUUCAAAAUUAGAAUUAGGAAAUUUCUUAAAAUUAAGUGAAUAAAAAUAACAAGAAAUGAAAGUUGCCGAUGAUGAACUAACAUAAGCAGAAGAACAAAUGUAUGAUGACAUCAUUUCUGAAAGGUUUACUUUAUAUAUCUUAUCUAUUAAUAGAGAUUAAGAAAUCAAUAAACUAGUUACCAUGAUUAAUGAAUUAGCAGAAGUGUUUAAAACAUUAAAUUAAUUGGUUAUUGAUUAAGGUACUAUUUUAGAUAGAAUUGAUUACAAUAUUGAUUAAGCAGUUUUCAAUGUUAAAAAGGCUAAUUAAGAAUUAGUAAAAGUACUACUCUUUUUUAAUUAUUUAAUUAGGCAGAAGCAUAUUAAAAUUCUCCUUUAGCAAAAAGAUGUAUUGUAAUACUUAUAAUUAUGAUUGCUAUUUGCAGUGUUUUAUUGACCAUAAAAUAUUCAAGUUGA